GAGACAGAGAGAGACAGAGUAUGAACAGGGGAGGGGCAGAGAGAGAGGGAGACACAGAAUCUGAAACAGGCUCCAGGCUCCGAGCGGUCAGCACAGAGCCCGACGCGGGGCUCGAACCCACGGACCGUGAGAUCAUGACCUGAGCUGAAGUCGGACGCUCAACCGACCGAGCCACCCAGGCGCCCCUAAUGUGAUCAUCUUUAAUGGGAGAAAAACAACUUUCUUUUGAGGUUAUUGCAGAUAAUGAAUGAAAUAGCCCUUGUGAAGUAUUUACUUUAUAAGAACUCAGUAGUUGUUCAUGGCUGCAGUUUCUGCUGUUAUUAUUUUAUUGCCAUUCCUGCAAAAGAGGGGCAGAGGUUCAGAGCCUGAGCUUUGAAUCUUAUCUCUACCAUCUUAUCUCUAUCCAGUUGUAUGACCUUGGACAAAUUAUUUAACUUCUCUUUGCCUCAGUUUUUUUUACCUGCUAAGUGAAAACAUUCUUAGUGUAGGAGUUGUGAAAAUUUAGUUAAAGCAGAAUCUGGUACAGAGUAAGUGAUUGUAGCAAGGCUGUUGCUGUUAUUUAACUGAAGUACCCUCUUUGCCUCUGGAUUUGGGUAUCUUCCGUUUUGGCCUUAGAGAUGUAUAGUGACCUGAAACUUUCCAGGCUGUCAUUUUAACCUUCAUUUGCCGAAAUACCUAGGAGUCUAUGCUCUUAAUUCUCCAGUGAUGUCACUUUUCUGAUUUCGUUACCAUGCCAUCUUUAGAACCCUAUUGUGACUGCUUCAGAAGGACCUGCUUGGUCCUCUGCUGGUGGUAGGUCUGAUAACGUGGCACACAGAUCAGACUUAAAAAGACAUCCGAACCAGUGAAGCAAAAUCUCUAAGGAAGUUAAUUGAGAGUUGGAGGCAACGUUGCUGAAGAUGAAGAAUACACAGUAUUAGAGGAGGAGAUUUUUUUUUUUCUUUCAAAAGUCUUGAUUGGUGGCUUACGUCCAGUUACCACUCUUCAUUUGAGUCUGUUUUCUUCAUCAGAAAUGAUUUUUACAAUUUCAAGAAAAACUAUGUCCCAGAAAUUGAGUUUACUGUUGCUUGUAUUCGGACUCAUUUGGGGAUUGAUGUUACUGCACUAUACUUUUCAACAACCAAGACAUCAAAGCAGUGUCAAGUUACGUGAACAAAUACUAGAUUUAAGCAAAAGAUAUGUUAAAGCUCUAGCAGAGGAAAAUAAGAAUGCAGUGGAUGUUGAGAAUGGCGCUUCUAUGGCAGGAUAUGCGGAUCUAAAGAGAACAAUUGCUGUCCUCUUAGAUGACAUUUUACAACGCCUGGUAAAGCUGGAGAACAAAGUGGACUAUAUUGUUGUGAACGGCUCGGCAACCAACACUACCAAUGGCACAAGUGGAAACCUGGUGCCGGUAACCACAAAUAAAAGGAUCAAUGCGUCGGGCAGCAUUAGAUAGCAGUUGAAGAUCACCUUGUGCUGCUACAUCCACCGUGGGUCAUAUCCUAUGGCAGAAAGCUUUUAAGUUGCUGGCUAGGAUAGAAUAAUACUGUACAAUAAAAGCCCUACGCAUUUCUGAGGAA
Panthera uncia (snow leopard) is the source of this 1559-nucleotide messenger RNA. It is a transcript of the gene CCDC126, whose product is annotated as coiled-coil domain containing 126. The transcript has 3 exons. The record is from RefSeq and is a predicted model, not a curated record. Bases 1013 to 1435 code for a protein of 140 amino acids. NCBI's taxonomy places the organism in Eukaryota, Metazoa, Chordata, Mammalia, Carnivora, Felidae.